This is a messenger RNA of Trichophyton benhamiae CBS 112371, 1344 nucleotides long. RefSeq lists its product as uncharacterized. The record is from RefSeq and is a predicted model, not a curated record. The transcript is spliced from 3 exons. NCBI's taxonomy places the organism in Eukaryota, Fungi, Ascomycota, Eurotiomycetes, Onygenales, Arthrodermataceae. Gene Ontology annotation, molecular function: 1,3-beta-glucanosyltransferase activity. Gene Ontology annotation, biological process: fungal-type cell wall (1->3)-beta-D-glucan biosynthetic process. The coding region runs from base 1 to 1344 and encodes 447 amino acids. Gene Ontology annotation, cellular component: fungal-type cell wall; cytoplasm.
AUGGAAAUAAAGUCAUGGGUAUAUCUGUCUGAUGCGCAUUUCUAUCGCAGCUAUCAACCCGGUGGCUCAUCUGGAUAUAAGCCAGACAGCGGCAAGGAUCCCCUAUCCAAUGCCGAUGACUGUCUGCGAGAUGCCAUUCUUCUCCAACGUCUUGGUGUUAAUACCAUCCGCAUCUACAACCUUAACCCUACCUUGAACCAUGAUGAAUGUGUCUCCAUUUUCAAUGCAGCUGGUAUCUACCUAUUGCUUGAUGUCAGCACUCCAGAGUAUGGAGAGUACUUGAACCGUGCUGAACCAGCCUCUUCGUACAACAAGCAAUUCUUGGCUCGUCUCUUCUCCAUGGUUGAGGCAUUCAAGGAUUAUCCCAACCUUCUCGGCUUCUUUGGCGGUAACGAGAUCAUCAACGAAGAUGCUGCAAAGAAUGUUCCUGCGUACAUUCGAGCUAUCCAGCGUGACCUCAAGGACUACAUCGCUGCCCAUGCUAGCCGCGCAAUUCCUGUCGGCUACUCCGCUGCUGACGUCCGUGAUAUACUAAAGGACACCUGGAACUACGUUACCUGCCACUCUACCCUAACCCCUUCUUCCAAUGCUGAUUUCUUCGGUAUUAACUCUUACUCCUGGUGCGGCGACUCUAGUUACACCGAGAGUGGAUAUGACAAACUGGUAGAACUCUUCUCAAAGACAUCUGUCCCCGUUUUCUUCUCAGAGUAUGGCUGCAAUGAGGUGAAACCACGUAUAUUCACUGAAGUUCAGGCUGUAUACGGUCCAGAAAUGACCAAGGCCAUGUGUGGCGGCUUGAUCUAUGAGUAUUCCCAGGAAGCCAACGAGUACGGCUUAGUUUAUCUUGGUGGAAAAGACAAUACCACCCUCCUUGUUGAUUACGAGAACUUAGCUGGCCAGUUCAGCAAACUGGACAUUAAGAAACUCCAGUCCCUCGACCCAAGCACUACCACUAUCAAGCCACCAAGCUGCAAGCCCGGCUUAAUCACUACCAAAGGCUUCCACAAGAUGUUCACCCUUCCAAUGAGACCACCUGGUGUUCAGGACAUGAUCAAGAAUGGCAUCAAGAACCCUCCGAAGGGUAAGAUCGUCGAAGUCAAGAAGACCAAGGCUGAAGGCAAAAUUUUCAACAAGGAGGGAAAGCUCCUCAAAAAUCUGGAGCUCAAGGUUCUCAAGAAUGACCAAGCUAACGUUCCUGGAGAGAACACAUCUGGCACUCCUACCGGAAAUGGCAAAUCCUCAGACGGCUCCAAGGAAGAGUCUGGUGCAGGAAUGAAUAUGUUCAAUUCUCAUUUCGCCUACGUCCUUGCUGGUAUUGUUGCACUAGGACAGCUAAUUGCAUGA